This is a messenger RNA of Metopolophium dirhodum (rose-grain aphid), 561 nucleotides long. RefSeq lists its product as uncharacterized. The record is from RefSeq and is a predicted model, not a curated record. NCBI's taxonomy places the organism in Eukaryota, Metazoa, Arthropoda, Insecta, Hemiptera, Aphididae. The coding region runs from base 1 to 561 and encodes 186 amino acids. The transcript has a single exon.
AUGGUUGAUAUUGGCGCAUAUGGACGAGAAAGUGACGGUGGAGUUCUAAGAUGUUCAGAAUUUUUCAAAAAACUACAAAAUAAAGAAUUGGACAUUCCAAAUGACAAAGUACUUCCUAAUACAAACUCCCAUGUACUGUAUACAUUUAUAGGCGAUGAAGGAUUUCCGCUAUUGGUUAAUAUGUCACGUCCGUAUCCCGGAAAGCAACUCGUCAACAAUUUAAAAAAAAAGAUAUUUAAUUAUCGACUUUCUCGCGCCAGGCGCACAGUGGAAAACAGUUUUGGUAUUCUAACAUCAAAAUGGAGAAUAUUAAAUAAGGCUAUUGAAACUAACCUUGAAAAUGCUAUUACAAUCACACAAGCUAUAUGUGUAUUACACAACAUAGUAUUGACACACAAUAAACAACCUAUGCAAAAUAUUCCAAAUGAAAAACAUAUUUAUAACCCUGAUAAGAGACGAAAUAAUACAUUCAGCUCAGUCGCCAGACAUACUAGAGAGGUUUUUGCAGAUUAUUUUAGUAGUCAAUAUGGUUCAGUUCCCUGGAAAUUGGACUAUAUUUAA